GAUGCCAAACUGGAUUCACUUCAUGUGAGGUUACAGGUGUGAGGAGGUUUCAUGUCAGCAGAUUGGUCCAGAGCGACAGACAGAGAGGGAGGGAGGACAAUGUUUGAAAAUGUCCCAGCAGCGUCCUCAGCGGAGCGGCAGCAGGUUCUGGGAGCUCUGGAGCGACUGCAGGCCAAACUGCUGCAGAGGGAGGAGUGGACCCACAGUGAAACCAUGGGCAACCUGAGGGAGACCCUGCAGAGUCCCCUCUUCAGCCACAUCCUCACCCUACAGCACUCCAUCAAACAGCUCCGCAGCCAGCUGAGCAGUAUGCCACCUGAAGCCUGCAGUGAGUUCAGUUUCUCCAAAAAGGGUCAGCUGAUCAUGAGCGCUGUUGAUCCAGUCAGCAGCUCCUCCUCCCUAAUGAGCACUGCCUUGUCUCCACCCAUCCGUCAGACUCCGCCCUCAUCUGAAUUCAACCUACAGAAAUGGAUCCUUGUUGCCGCAAAGGGCCUUCACAUAGAGGUGUGCCAGCUCACUCGGCCUCUGUCUGGAGGUCUGGGCUUCAGCGUGGUCGGUCUGAAUCCCGCAGGAAGCAGCAGUCAGGGCGUAUUCGUCAAACAGAUCCAGCAUGGAGGCAUCGCACACAGGGACGGGCGUCUCCAGGAGAGGGACCAGAUCCUGGUGAUUAACGGCAGUCCUCUGGAGCCGGGGAUCAGUCACCAGCAGGCCCUCGCCCUCCUGCAGCAGCCUGGAGAGACGGUGGAGCUGGUGGUGGCCAGGGACCGCCCACUCAACGCAGCGUCAUCACAACCAGCCGCUUUCCAUACGGAUGAGUGGGGUCACGUGGAGGAAAUCCAGCUCGUGAACGAUGGAUCCGGAUUGGGCUUCGGCAUCGUGGGCGGGAAGACGGCCGGGGUGGUGGUCCGGACGCUCAUCCCCAACAGCGUGGCUGCCAAGGAUGGGCGUCUCCGCACAGGUGACCACAUCCUGCGCAUCGGGGCGACGCCCACUAGCGGCCUCACAAGCGACCAGGUCGUCAACGUGCUGCAGGGCUGUGGGAGUCAUGUGACGUUGCUCAUCUCCAGGGAUCCACAGGGUCAAAAGUCAACAGCCCCGCCUCCUCCACCCCCUCCUGCCUCGGCCCCGGUCUCCUCCUUACCCCCACGCCCCCCUGGCAUACCCCCCCAACGCCGGCCCAGCAAGACGCCUAACCUGGAGGGGUAUGAAGUCCAUGAGGUUCCCCUAACCAAGAAUGACGGCCAAAGCCUCGGAAUCUCCAUCAUCGGCUACAACACCCUGACCAGCCAAGACGCAGUUGGUGUUUUUGUGAAACAUGUGGUUCCUGGUAGUGCUGCAGAUCAAAGCGGAAACAUCCAAGUCCACGACCGCCUGCUCGCUUUGAAUGGCGUCAGUCUCCAUGGUAUGAACAAUCAGGAAGUUCUGGAGGUGAUGAAGAAGACGGGUCAAACUGUGCUGCUCAGUGUGGUCAGGAAGAAACCCAUAACCCUGGAGAGAUCCCUGGAUAAAGCUAGAGAUGCAGAACUUUGGGCUAAAUGGGAGCAGGCUCUGGGACCAAAUUACCAAGUUCUGGUGGUGAAGUUGGAUCCUGUCAUUGAAGAUGAUGCAGAGCUACAGAAAAUCCUCCUGUUGCCUGUCCACACUCUGCGUCUUGGUGUGGAGCUGGACUCGUUCGAUGGUCACCACUACAUCUCCUCAGUAGUCCCUGGAGGCCCUGUGGAGAAACAUGGAGUCUUGAGACCAGAGGACGAGCUUCUGGAGGUGAAUGAUGUUCAGCUGUACGGUAAGUCUCGUCGUGAAGUGGUUGCAUUCCUCAAAGAAGUGCCGCCCCCUUUUACUCUGGUCUGCUGCCGACACCCGACCUCCGAACUGGGACCAGAAUCUGAAUCUGAAUCUGAGCCAGGAUCUGAUCCCGUACUACAACCUGGACCAAUGAGACAGUCAAAACCCAGUGUGGAUGAGAUUGAGCUGAAGCUGUCGUCCAUGCUCUGCACUCAGACAGAGAAGAGACAAAGCGCCACUGUGCAGGAGCAAGCACUUAAACAGGAAUCCCCUGGAGAAGAGGAGCUGAUGGAGACUCAACACAGCCAGGAGGAGGAGGAGGAGGAGGAGGAGGAGCAAGAUGAAGAUGAAGAUGAAGGGGAGCUUGCCCAGUGGUCUCCAGAUGUGCAGGUGUUGGAGCUGCAGAAGGAGAGAGACAAAGGCCUCGGCUUCAGCAUCCUUGAUUACCAGGACCCUCUGGACCCCGGCCGCUGUGUGAUGGUGAUCCGCUCUCUGGUUGCGGGGGGUUCUGCAGAUCGUCUGGGUGCUUUGCUCCCUGGAGACCAGCUGGUGUCAGUCAACCACACCCAACUGGACCUGCUCACGCUGGGCCAGGCUGUGGAGGUCCUGAAGUCUGCCCCCCCCGGAAGGGUCCGUCUGGGCAUCCGGAAAGCCUCUGGUGGUGGUGGCCGAGGGACGAGAGAGGAGCAGCCUGGAGUCUCACAACACACACCUGCCUGUUCCAAAGGGCUUCGGUUGACGGCUCCCAUCUUGCCAGAAGACCUCCUUCAAAAAGUGGGAAAUAGAGGAAGAAGAGGAGCCAGAGCUUAUCCUGGACGGAGGUCUGCCUCGCUACACCUCCUUCUCCCUGGCCUCUGUGGAGGAGAACACGGGCUUGUUACCCAGGAAACCUCCUCCGUCGUGGGAGGAGUGGAAGCUCAACUCCUCCAGCUGGGCGGGAGCAGCAGAGGAGACUUGGAGCAGAGAGGAAGCAGGAGGAGCUCAGCGACAGGGAGGAAGAGGAGCUCAGCGACAGGGAGGAAGAGGAGGACCUGCAGAGAUCUGACCAUGACAGCAUUGUGUCAUCAGCACAAAGGAUUCCGGACUUCAGAGACAGUUGAAGCAGACUCUGAGCUCACUCUGACAGACACCGACACAGAGUCCAUCAGGUUGAUUAACAGUAAGAGAAGGAAGAGGCGGAGUCAGGGAGGAGCCUCUCUACCAAUGAGAGGAGGCCACGGAGAUCUACCUGAAAGAGAGGAUGGGGAGGGAGAGGAAACUCCUGCCUUCAGUCACUGGGGACUCCCUCGCAGGGUGGAGGUGUGGCCUGAGGAGGGCCAGUCUCUGGGUCUGAGCAUCGUGGGAGGUCAUCAGGUCAUCAAGCGUCUGAAGAACGGAGAGGAACUGAAGGGGAUCUUCAUCAAACAGGUGUUAAAGAACAGCCCUGCUGCCAAAACACAGUGUCUGAAGACUGGGGACAAGAUCCUUGAGGUGUCAGGUGUUGACCUACGAGUGGCCAGUCAUGAGGAGGCGGUGAAUGCCAUCAAAUCAGCUCCGAGCCCCGUGGUCUUCAUCGUCCAGAGCCUGUCCACCACUCCACGGCCUGUGUCUCUAACAGCUCCCAGCUACAAAAAACACAAAUCAACGAGGACUGAGUCUCCGGUGCCAGCCCCCCCCCCUCUGAGACAACUCCCUCCCUACAGACCUCCCAGCCACUCGGAUCAGGAGCUGAACUCUGACCUGGAACAGGCCAAAGGACUUGUUUGAACCAGCAGUCCCUCCGUCCCGUGUUACAGCACAGAGUGGAGGAACGUCUUUCCUCUCAUUCCUCCCCUCUCUCUCGAUCUUUCUCUCUGGUGUCUGGGUUUCCUCUGGCUCUCUAUAGUGCGUUUGGUUUGGUUUUGGUGCGUCUGAACGGGAAGGCGGGGCUUUGAGGGUUGUUUCUUCUGGCUGCUGGCUGGAUGGUUUAGCUUUUGUGAAAGGAUGAUUUCAUGGGUUUGGAGCUCUUUGGUUUGAAUGGGUGUGGUGUUUGAAGCUGUUUGGUGAAAGGUGUUCCUCUGACUGGAUUCACUCUAACAUCUGAUGUUCUUUCUGAGGUGAAAUAACUUUUAAUUCUGGACUUUUGUAGCAAUUAAAUUAUUUAAAUGUCUUUGAUAUAUUAGAGGAAUUUGGAGAUCUUUGACAGCUAUAAGCUGAAGUAGUGCAUGUGUACUGUAUCAAGUACAACCCAACUACAAAUAACUGUAUAGAAUGAUCAGAACUUCCCCUGCUAUGUUUGCGGACUAUGCAGCGAGCAAAACACCUUUGUAUGUUGUUCAUAUAAACAGCCUUUAUAGUUAUUAAAAUAAGAGGACUUAAUUGAAAAUAAUGAAUUUCCACGAGUUCAUUUGGAUAUUGAUUCACACAGAAUUCAAUUGUAUGUAUGUCUGGACAUUUUUAUGUUACAAAUGUGUAUGCAGCAGAGGUCAUUUCUCACAAAGCCUUUAAUAAAAUCAAGAAAGCUGUUUAAA
Molecule: messenger RNA, 4271 nt
Organism: Trematomus bernacchii (emerald rockcod)
Lineage: Eukaryota; Metazoa; Chordata; Actinopteri; Perciformes; Nototheniidae
Product: inaD-like protein
Molecular function (GO): protein binding
Source: RefSeq, a predicted model, not a curated record